AUGAAAACUUCCUCCUGGCACCUGCCGACCGCGCUCCGGCCCUGCCUGAUCUGCAGCUCACCUGGUCGAGCUCCGGGGCCCGCCACCCUCGCGGACCCCCGGCCCAGUCUUUGGGUCCGGAAGCCCCCCACAGCAGCACGCGGUGACCGCGGGGCAGGCUGGGCCGCGCAUGCUCAUUGCAGGUUGGCGCCGCCCCGGCCCUGGAGAGGCGGCGGAGACCCACCUGCGGGUGGUGAGCGCGGGGUGGUGCGGAGGCUGGACUCCGAGCCGGCGGGACACUGCGGCAGGGGGCGUAGGGGCUGGGCGUCCCGCCGGGCUGCAGCGGCCCCUGCCGGAGACCCGGAGCCCUGGCCCGGCUUGCGAGGGAAAGAGUCCCCAGUCCUCUGGCUGGAUCACACACCAGGACAAGACAUGUUGGGGACAUUUUCCCCCGAAACACUACUUCAAAUAAUGGAAAGACCAAAUGCCAGGGACAGAGGCCAGAUCAGUAGUUGCCAGAAGUUAAAAGUGGGAGAAGCUGUGGCUACAGACAGCAGGCGGGAGUUCAUCGUGGUGAUGAAAACUCAACAAGAGGAGACCAGCAUCUCAAAGGAUCACUGGGACCUCCCAGCAGGAGCAAUGCCCAGAUCCCACUGCAGAAAGAACACCUCUGUCGCCACCACCGGGAAACAGCUCUGCACUUGGACCAUGGAAGCUGCUUAUUCAGGACAUGCAGGCAAUCCCAGACGCCUCUCUCACUGCCCAAGAAGAUGAACUACUGCAUCCUCUGUCCCUGCUGGAGGGAGUUCUUUCUGGUCCCUUCUUUUCAUCACUAGUCCUCUUUUCAAAGGCAGAGUAGGUGCCCCUGAUUGACAGAACCUCAGUCCUGUGGCUGUGUCCAGAGAAAGCCAGUACCUUGCAUUUUCACCUGCUAGAGGUGAGGGCUGAUUCUGCCUCCCACUAAAACUCAUAAGGUGGGAGAGUUUCCCAAACACAGGAAAGAGGUACAGGCACCAAGCAGCAGAAAAGAAAAAUAACACCUACUGUCACAGCAAGCGCCACACCCUGCAAAGAGCUGCUUUAAAUUGGCCUCUUUGGGUCUGGAAAUGCUUCCAAUUACAGUGGCCAUGCCCACACAUUUUCUAAAAUGUGAAGACAGGUGACAGGAUAUCCACAUGCCCAUGUGUCUCUUCCGCAUACUCCCCUACAGUUUCCAGACAGGCCCUUACACACUCCAGUUAGCAUUUUCUGCUGCAGAGUAUUUCAUAACAUGAUUUUUUUCUUUCUGCCUCCUUAGUCAAUAAAAGCUAAAAGCAAUGAGGAAACCGAACACUUUUUGACACAUAAAAAGGCAGUUUUGAAUCACACAGCACAUCCUCACAAGACACCCAAAUGUGAGUAGUAGGCAAGUUCAUGAGUAUCCACUUUGAUGUAUUUGUCCUUUGGCAAAAACACUUGCCUUAAAUUUCACACAACUCCAAAAUGGUGCCUAUGUUUUAUAGUUCAUUUCCUCUAUGGUAGUUGGCUAUCAUGCUUCAUUUAAGCUAUCCAUACAUUGCUGCAGGAGAGAUUUUUAUAGCACUUUACAUGUCCUAAGUGCUUUCAAGUCCUUAAUGAGAUAGUCUUCCCUGAACCUUCAGGUCAACGUUAACAUCUUCUGUUUUAAAUGUAGCCACCCGGACAUAGGGGUUAAGUGACUGGGCCAAAGUUUAGGGAGUGAGGUAGUGUCAAACCUGGGAUUGCAGGAUCCAAUUGAAAAUUCCAACACUGUAUCAUCCACUGGAAGAAGGCUGUGCUAAACCCAAACCACUUUAAAAGUCAAAAUCAACACAAAGAUGAAGUGCUGAGCUGAUUGUUUUUGAAGCUUGGCUUAGGGGAGUGCUGACCAGGAAAGGGCCUAAAACCUCACUGCUAUAAGCCUUCUAAAUCCAUCCAGAUAGCACCUUUACCACAGACACUGAAACUGUCACUGGAAAUAUUUCUCCCUGUGUUUUCAUAUAUUCACACUCAUAUUCUAAAAAUGACCUUUUUAGGGAUUAAUGAAAGAUGGUGUAAACGGUGUAAACUCUGGGUCACUAAAAUUGAUAUUAAAAAAAUGUUUACCUUAAUAAAAUCUGUAUUUUAUUUAAGCUAUUAGCUAUUAGUGGUUGAAAGCUAAUACUCCAUUAGUCUCUUAACAGGGUCAUUUAAAAUAUAUUUGACUAAAACACUACACCUUUUUGUAGGACUCUCAGUCAAGGGGAGGGUAAAGCACCGAGACGACUCCUAGGAUGCUGUGCAAUAUUAAUGAUUGCUACCUGUGGGCUUUAGAGUCACAAUAUUGCCCGUCUUCCAAAUUCAUCUUAUGCUCUUCAGGCUGAGGGAAAGGUCUAGAGAGGGAUUCCAAUUCAGUUCUUGCAUUUCAGAGAGCCCUACACUUAAGCAAUAGUGAUUUAAUGAGAAAAUCCAAGAACCUAGAUCACUUUCUAGCCUAGUAGAAAAGGCUUCUAGCUCUUUCGUCUUGGCCGCUGACAUGCCACCCAGACUUAGGAAGACCCAGAAGCUUCGGGGGCCACGUGAGCCACGACCACGGCUGUAUCCGCAAGCACAGGAAGCCCCCAGGAGACCGAGGUAAUGCUGGCGGCAGGCAUCAUCACAGGAUCAACUUCAACAAAUAUCAUCCAGGUUACUUUGGGAAAGUUGGUAUGAGGCAUUACCACUUAAAAGAGGAACCAGAGCUAUUGCCCAACUGUCAACCUUGAUAAAUUGUGCACAUUGGUCAGUGAGCAGCACAGGUAAAUGCUGCCAAAAACAAGACUGGAGUUGUUCCCAUUAUUGAUGUAGUACAAUCGUGCUACUACAAAGUUCUGGGGAAGGGAAAACUCCCAAAGCAGCCAGUCAUUGUGAAGGCCAAAUUCUUCAGCAGAAGAGCUGAAGAGAUUUGGGCUUGUGUCCUGGUGGCUUGAAGCCACAUAGAGGGGAGGUUCAUUAAAUGCUAUUUCCUUGUGGUCUGAAAAAAAAAGAAAGAAAAGGCUUCUGCCUAAAUUGACUUCUUUGUCACUCACAUUUUGUCUUCUGAGUGCCACCUAAUUUUCUGAGGUCUUCAACUGUCAGUUGUUGACUUCUGAGCUGGCAUAAUGCAACAUGGUUAGAGAAAGCAAGUAUUUAUUUAGUUAUUUGACCCAAAGAAGGUAGGAACGUAGCCUGUUGAGUGUGCAUUAACAAAACUCACCAGGUAAACUAAUGAAACGUCAUUUUCUAAAUUGACUGUGGAAUAAUCCAGAUGCCAGCUCAAAAAGAAAACAAGUGACUUUGGGCCUGCCACAUUUCACAGUUCAGGUCCCAAAAGGCCAGCAGAAGUGACUGUUGAAAGAAAAACACUCAGCUGGAAGACUGGCCUCACAUCACAAGCCCAGCAUGGGGUGUAUUUCCUGGUUGGUUAAAUUGGUGAAUUGGAUAGAUAGUUUUCUAACUUUUUUUUAAGUUGUGGAAUCUUUUCUUCAUAUGAAUCCUGCAAAUCUGAUAUGCAGGACAUCCCAGACUUAAAGAUGCAUGUAACAGAUAUGAUUACAAAACACAAGUCACAGAACAGUAGCAGUAUAAGAUGAACAUUCUUUUAGGGACAUUUAGCAUUCAAUGAAGCUGACAGGAACAUUUAAUUAGCCAUGUAACAACUGCUUUGUCUCUGACAAAAUAUUAAACUGGGAAAACUGUGUUCUUCUUUAGGCAAAAUGAAGUUCCUAUUUUUUUUUUUUUUAAUGUCUAUCUACUUUUGGGAACAUAUCUCAACAAUAAAAACUAACAUUGAGGAAAGGCUUAGUAUGUGCCAGACACUGCUAAGUGUGGUACGUACUGCUGUAUUCAGAGCUUCUGUCACAAGAGGGAGAAAUCUCAUGCUGGCUUAUGGAAAAGAGAACUUGGGUCACACAUAGUAGAAAGACACUACAAAAAUGGUAAAGUGCAGGGACCUAACCUCUUUCAUCUCUUUUUGGUUUUAUUUUCAGGCAGGCUCUCUCAACGUGGUGUUAAAAAUGCCUCCCAGCUGUUCUGGGUUUACAGAACAGGGAAGAGAAUCCUUUCCUGUGGGCAUACAAAAUAGGGGCUGAAUCUCAUUGGUUUAGCUUCGGUCACAUGACUAACCACUGGGCCAGCAGGCUGGACUAUCCUGAUUGGCCAGACUUGGGUCACAAGUCCUGCCAUAGAAAGCAGAGAGGUUGGGUCAGUUCUAUCUGUGCCACAUGUAGUAAAUAAGAAUAGAAGAGAUGAUCCCUCAAGAGGAAAUUAAGAUGCUGUUGGCUAUGUGGCCUUAGCUUUUUUGCUUGAUUUCUCUGAGCCUUAGUUUGUUUAUCUGCAAAAUGGGCAUAAUAGUAACUCCUGUUUCACAGAAUUAAAUAAAAUGACAUAUACAAAGCAUUCAUUGUGAUACUUGGCACAUAAUAAGCUUGUGUUGAUGUUAAUAUAUUGUCUUGUGAUAAUGGCAAAAAUUUUCACUACUAAUUUGUUAUUACUAGUAUUAAUUAUUUUGAGUCUCACUUCAAAGUCCAUACCUAUGUAAAAAUAUGAAUAUAUUUUGUCAAUAAUUAUUGGCAAAGUUAGA
Messenger RNA from Nycticebus coucang (slow loris), 4555 nucleotides. RefSeq lists its product as uncharacterized. The transcript has 4 exons. The record is from RefSeq and is a predicted model, not a curated record. NCBI's taxonomy places the organism in Eukaryota, Metazoa, Chordata, Mammalia, Primates, Lorisidae. Bases 1 to 753 code for a protein of 250 amino acids.